AUGGCCGAGAGCCGAAAAGUUUCGGCCGCGGUCAUUGUUUCAAUAAUUUGCAAGAGAAGGAAGAAGAAGAGAAAGGUGAAGGAAGUGUGGGAGAGGGAAUGGCUAAGAAGAAGAACGGAGCGAGGGGUUUUUAGGCAGUUGUUAGAGGAGUUAAGGCUGGAGGACGAGUGUAAUUACGGGCGAUACUUACGGAUGGACACGGAAACAUUUCAGGUGAGGUUAAAUGGUUUUCCUUACUUCGUAAACACGUACAGUGGGUGUUUUGGCGCUUUUUUGAACUGUGAAAGACAUUUUCAGAUUAUGGUUUUCAUGGAUAUUCGUAAUUUUAGCGUUUAGUGUAAUUUGUGUCGGGGUAAAAUUUAUUUGAUCGUGAUCGGUCGCGCGAAAUAUUUGGGCCCUGAAGUCAAGCAAGCAAGCCCUUCAAAUGCAAACUAGGGGUGUCGAAUGGUAAAUACGAGCCUUUGCGAGACGGCGAGACCAGCGUUUUUCUUUUCGAGACCGAGACUUUGAGGUCUUUGGAUUGCAAGACCGAGAAUUAGACUCCAAAACGGCUUCGCAAAAAAUUCGAGACUUUUAAGACUUUCAGAAACGCUCAAAAAACGAGACUGCGAAACCCUUGAAAUUUCACAAAAAUUUUGCGAGACCUUUACAUUUUUAGAGGCCAUUCGCCACCGCUCGGACUCGUUUUAUAAGAGGUGCUAACAAAAAGUGAUUUCUGUAGUAGUAUUCCUCGGUCUGCAUUUUACCCCUGCAGACUGCGUUUUUAAUACACUGACCGAAUUUUCAAGUUGGCGUUUGCAAUAACAAUAUUGAAAAAUGAUUUUGACAAAAUAGUUCAGCUGUUCAGUUACACAGUUAACAUUGCAUGGUUACAUUGCAUUCUACAAACUUUACGAAGGGAGAAAGGAAUUUGUGAUCUAAGUUGAAUAUUAUCUGGAGUUCAUUUUCCCUUGAUUGAUUUAGUAAAAAUCGUCAGGACCUUGUGUUGACGGCAUUCCUAUUGCUUGUCCACCGUGAGAAUGGUAGUGUUACGUACCACAUUGUUUUUGGCGGGACAAAAAUUCCACCCUGACAAAAUUUUUGAAAAAAAUAUCAUAGUAUUCAGUGAGAAACUGGACUGGGAGGAAUACUCGCAGUAUAGAUGAUGGGGGGGGAGGGUCGAUGGAGCUUCAUAUUGCAAACCCAAGAUAAUACAUGAACCCGAAAUUUUACACUCAAAAAAAUACAAGGCAAAAUUUUUACAGUCAAACAGACUUUAAGACCAAAAAAAUUGUGACAGGUCUCUUGAUCCACAAAAUACCACGGGUGUAAAUUUUCAAUCGCAAAAAUAUGUCAGACCCCCCCCACCCCCCGCCAUGUAUACUGCAAGUACCCCCCCCCGGUGACAACAUGAGUGAGUCCAUUGAUGUCCAUUGAUAAGCUAUUGAAAUUGAAUUGCAGUAACCAUUUAUGUUGCUUGCCGGCUGGGCACAGCAUGGUAAUACUCAUCCUCUAUGAAAAUCGAUCAUCAGUAUGCUAACAUCAGUAUGAAUUAAUAUUAAUCUUUUAAUUAAUAUUGAUUAUAAUUUAAUUGUAUCGAUUUUCAUAAGAUUCAGUCUGAAAUGAAAGGCAUUGAUGCAAAGGUCUGGGGAAUAAACCAUAUAAAUUCUAUAUUUGGUAUUGAGGUAGAAUUUUACUAGAUAAAAAUAUUAUGUCUUUUAGUUUGUCCAGGUUGAGUUAGCAUUCAAAGGUUACUGUUUUAUUCUCCUGUCAUAUGUUACUUAUAAUUAUGUCAGGGGGGCAAAACAGACUGUCACCUUUUAUCUUGGGUGUGUAAAAUGUUGUCCAAGUGCUGAUAUUUUACUUAAUUAUGUUAUGGCAAAAUUGGUUGAUCUUUUUCUAAAUCUACCUUUAAAUUUUUAGAACCUUCUUGAAAAAGUGACACCGUUAAUUGAAAAGAAAGAGACCAACAUGAGACAGCCAAUACCACCUGGAGAACGUCUGGCAGUGACCUUGAGGUUUUUGGCUACUGGAGAGAAAUUUUCCAGUCUUCAGUACCAGUUCAGAAUCAGUGUGCCAUCCCUGUCAGUCAUUAUUCCAGAAGUGUGUCAAGCCAUCUUUCAGGUCCUUAAGGACAAUUACUUCAAAUGCCCAAGUACUCCAGAGGAGUGGUUACCAAUAGCACAGCUGUUUCAUGACCGUUGGCAGUUGCCGCAUUGCAUUGGUGCUGCUGAUGGAAAACAUGUACGUAUCCUCCAUCCACGCAACUCUGGUUCUAAAUUCUACAAUUACAAGGGUUUCUUCAGUGUUGUGUUGCUUGCAGUUGUAGAUGCAGAUUACAAAUUUAUAUUUGCUGAUGUGGGCUGUCAAGGCAGAAUAAGUGAUGGUGGUGUACUCAGAAACAGCCUGUUUUGGAAAGCUCUGGUCAAUGACUCUCUUGGCUUACCCCAGCCGAGAUUGCUUCCUGAGUCAGCAGACAAAUCUUUUGAUGGCAGCUACACCCAAAAUCCAUUGCCUUUUUAUCUAGCUGGAGAUGAUGCUUUUCCACUAGAGAAUAACAUCAUGAAGCCUUAUUCACAGAGAAAUCUUUCAGAUGAGAAAAGGAUCUUCAACUACAGGCUUUCCAGAGCACGACGGAUCAGUGAGAAUGUUUUUGGCAUUUUGACAAGCAGGUUCGGGGUAUUUUCAACUGUUAUAUGUACAAAGCCAGAGAGUGCUGUCAAUAUUGUCCUUUGUGCAAUAGCUCUGCACAACUUUUUAAGAUCAAGAGUUCCAGAAAGGUACAUCCCCACUGGGGCCCUUGACAUGGAGAACUCCAAUGGUGUGGUAAAUGAAGGUUCCUGGAGGCAUGACGUUGCUACAAUCCCAUUUGCAAAUGUCCCAAAUUCUCGAAAGGGAAGGCAACCAAGGAAGGCAGAGGAAAUGAGGGACCAGUUAUGCAACUACCUCAGUGGUCCAGGCCAAGUUCCAUGGCAGUGGAAUGUCUUAAUUUAA
Messenger RNA from Pocillopora meandrina, 2973 nucleotides. The record is from the annotation of a GenBank genome assembly. Lineage: Eukaryota; Metazoa; Cnidaria; Anthozoa; Scleractinia; Pocilloporidae.